Messenger RNA from Athalia rosae (coleseed sawfly), 7330 nucleotides. RefSeq names its product protein Fe65 homolog. NCBI's taxonomy places the organism in Eukaryota, Metazoa, Arthropoda, Insecta, Hymenoptera, Athaliidae. The transcript is spliced from 16 exons. The record is from RefSeq and is a predicted model, not a curated record. Gene Ontology annotation, molecular function: amyloid-beta binding; transcription factor binding. Bases 623 to 2992 code for a protein of 789 amino acids. Gene Ontology annotation, cellular component: cytoplasm; nucleus. Gene Ontology annotation, biological process: regulation of DNA-templated transcription.
CGGACGGAUUGUUCUCCGGGUUAGAACUAAUAAAUCGUCAACUUCGCCCAGCUGCCCUCUCGUAGAGGAAACGAAGCAGCUUGCAAAGGCCACUGAAACCCACCGUUUGUUUUCCCACUCGCGUUUCUUGCAUGUAUAUCAGUAACGGGCGUUCGUACUACGCUCUAUUCCGAUGCGCCAUUAUUACCCUUAUCGGCGCGAAACACACGUGCUCGUGGAGUAUAUAAACUUCUGUCGAACCGUACGGAGAUGUCAAACGAAAAAAAAACCGGACACGCGAUAAUUUUCCAUAGCCUGAAAAACAAUACGUACGCCGAGAUCGAAUCAUCGUCCGCAAUACGAAUUCCACGAAAAGUACGACGCGCGUCUUCACGAUUUGAUAAUAUUAAAUCCGAACCGCAUCGCCUUACUCAAUGGAACGACAACGCCGAGUUGUCACGGACUAAGAGUGAGAGAGUGAAAGUCGGAGUCACGAGCGUUGAGAGUCAGCCAGCGGGUUCUAUACAGUGGGAGGAUUUGACACGGUCGCGAUCCUGGAAGAGGAAGUGAUCGAGUCCCUCAGACCAAUAAAGCCCGGGCGCCAGUGUAAGGUCAGCGGUGGUGCCCUAGUGAUAUUCUACAUAUGUUGUUGUGCGGCGAACUCCUGAGCGGCAGUUUUGUGACAGCGGGUGCGGCUUCGGUCGGCCCCACAGGACGCGGGCUCUGGCUACCCGGUUGUUUGCGCGCAACCAGCCCCAGAAUCAUAUCUCCUUACCUGCCCCUCCUUGCCGAGCUCCUCGCCACCAGCUACUACACCAUGGCUCUCACUCAGGCCCAACAGAAUAACCUCGAUAAUCACCCGUCGGCGGACAACCUCGACCUCGAUGGCCAGGACAUCGACGAGGACGUGUUUCUCGCACAGAAACUAGAGAACGGACUUCUCUCGUUCGAGAAUCCGAACUAUCAUCUGGACCCGGCGAGACUCGACGACGCGUUGAACAGUAACAGCGGCAGUUCUCUCUACGACGAGCUUUACCAGGAGUUGGUCGGGGGUGGGGGUGGAGGUGGCGACGUUACGGGAGGCGUCGGAGGCGUCGCGAGGGUGCAAGCACGGCGUACCUACGCGGCACUUGACCUUGGAAGUAUGGGAGUUGACGUUACACAAGGACCUCUGACCCAGGACUCCGGAGAAGACGCCGCCGACAACACGGACAAUCACAACCUCAGGUACAGCAAUGAGGGUGUAGCGGAGGAGUCGACGCUGGUCGAUGACACCCUCAACGGCAAUCCUCACGUUCAUGUUCUCGGCCGUUCUGACAGAUCAAAGGGUUCUACGCAAGUUAGCGCCUCCUCGUUGACGGAUUCCGUCGGAUCUAUCGGCAAUCUUGUUGAAGAUCUAACGGAAAGAGCCGCCGCCACUUUAAGGGACUACUGUGAAAAGCCUGACAACGAAACGGAAAUGGGUGGAGUACCUCACGUCGAAGGUGGCUUGAACAGCGACCUUUACGCAGUUCCUGUGAAACGUCGUCAGCCAAAGGAGCACAAGGACCAAAAAGAUUUGCCGUUGCAACCGAGUUCGGAAAAAAUUCCACCCAAUGCGGACAUCGAUUCGGUAGAUUCAGAAGACAAAGAUGAGAAUCUGCCGGUCGGUUGGGAGAAGCACGAAGACAAUGACGGUCCGUAUUACUGGCACAUAAAAAGCGGCACCAUCCAAAGGGAACCACCCGAAGCUCCGCUGCCGUCUAAAUCAGAAUCUCGCCGAAGUUUAGUUAAGGAUAACGAUAGUAUAAAUAAUUUUCACGCCAUCGGUGGAAUGGUGAAUACAGUAACCCGCAGUAAUACAAGUUCAGCGCUAGAUCAAGAUUUGGAAAAUAAAAGAAAAGAGGAUCUCGCACUGAAGCGAAGGAGUUAUCCGGCCCGCGUCGACACCGAGGGUAGAGAUAGGGCCAUCAGAUUCGCUGUACGUUCGUUGGGGUGGGUAGAAAUUUCCGAGGACGAUUUGACCCCCGAGAGAAGUAGCAAGGCAGUCAAUAAAUGCAUCGUCGAUUUAUCCCUGGGAAGAAACGAUCUCCUAGACGUGGUGGGACGAUGGGGAGACGGAAAAGAUUUGUUCAUGGAUCUGAACGAGGGUGCGUUAAAAUUAAUAGAUCCGGAAAAUUUGACCGUACUCAAUACUCAGCCAAUCCAUUCCGUCAGAGUAUGGGGAGUCGGCAGAGACAACGGACGUGAAAGGGACUUCGCAUACGUUUCGCGGGACCGAUCGACGCGGAAGCACAUGUGUCACGUUUUCCGUUGCGACAUGCCAGCCCGCACCAUAGCCAACACGUUACGGGAUAUCUGCAAGAAAAUAAUGAUCGAGAGAUCGCUACAUCAGAAUUUAGCAAAACCAGUAGACAUCAAUGGAAGAACAAGCUUGGCUACUAGACCAACGAAUCUUCCAACGGAACACAGACGAUUCCAUAGAAAUGGCCAGGCGCUCGUCACACAAUCUUUUCCGACUCCCAUGGAGGAGCCGAAAAAAGUAUUGAGGGCUCAGUACCUGGGUUCUAUGCAGGUAUCACAGGCGAGUGGCAUGGAUGUAUUAAACGAUGCGAUAGAUCAAAUGGUUACAAAUACUCCAAAUGAUCAAUGGCGAAACGUUAAUGUGGCUGUCGCUCCGAGCAUGAUCUCCAUACUCACACCAAACGAUGACAAGCUCAUUACCGAAUGUCGGGUCCGUUAUCUGUCGUUUCUCGGAAUUGGGCGCAACGUCAAACAGUGUGCCUUCAUCAUGCAUACGGCUCAGGAUAUAUUCAUUGCUCACAUAUUCAACUGCGAACCAAGUAGCGGGGCGUUGUGCAAGACUAUCGAAGCCGCGUGCAAGUUGAGGUACCAAAAGUGCCUGGACGCACAUCCUCAGGGGUUCAGGAAUGCCAGUAGUUUGAAUACUCCCGGUGGUCGCGGUCUCGGCGCAACUCUGAAAUCUCUCGUCGGAUCCCUUACUGGUCGAAGAAACAAGCAGGGUGAAUCCUGAGAUGAGGCUCUCUCGCUGCAGGAACUGUGGCCACUACCUGCAGAGCGAGAGGUAAUCAGACACAGACAUCUGCAGUCUCCAUUGACUUUGAAAUACUUUGGAGGAUCACCACCUAGUGCAUCUCUGCGAUCACUACUCUCGCCGUCCUUGGAUACCAGGCGCAUACAAUUGGCUCGCUGGGAAAGCAAUUCUUAAAUAAAUACUCUGUAUCAUAGGGUGAUAUAAUCUUGUUUAAAUUCGGCACUGGUGUCGUUAUAAGUCCCCCCCCCCCCCCCCCCCAUCCCCCUCGAAUCGUGAAUUCAGGAACGUGCUAUAUGAAACUUAUAAUGGACAAGGCUUAGUGUUGAUAUGUUAUUGCAGUGUCUGUGUUAAUUUGACAAAAAUCACGUGGAAAUACGUCACCAUAUUUUGCACCCAUCGAUCGAUUCGUGAUUUUCUCGUAUUUCUUCUCUGUAUUAUCCUUCUGAGUUAUUUGAAUUUUCUUCGAUUGUCAAACGUGAUCUAUGUGAAACGGGAAUUCAUAUCUCAUAAUUAGUCGAAGAAAUUGCCUGUCAAGAUUCGCCGGAACGAAAGUUUCCAAUUAUAGCAAACAUUAGUAAUAAUUCGAAGAUUUUUCUAAGCAACCAAAAAACGAGAAAGCGAAGGAAAAAUACAAUUCAUAACUGUUGGGUGGUGAUGAUUUUGGAACGAAAUGAAAGGGAAACAAAAAAAAAAUAAAAUAAACCAUUUCAAUGUGUAAGGAUAAUCAAUACGAUUUCGAUCGAACGUGAUUAAAUCAUUCCGAAAAUAUCGAAAACCUUGUGUAAAUUCAGCGCCAUUUUCGCGACGACGGAUAUGAGAUGAAUGUAUUUCCGAAAGAGUCUACGUAUGAUAUCCAGAAAUAAUAGUUGAAGAUGUGAACAGAAAAAAUGUUUAAUAGAAAACUCGUACUUGACUAUAUUAUCACAUAAUAUAUGUCGCGGUGUUAGGUGUAAUAAUUGCGAUGUCUCCAGACAAACGAUGAUUUCUUCAUCAAAAAAAUAUCACUGACAAUUUUCGUGAUAGAAAUUGCUCGGACAUUCCUUGAAGCUGUGUAAGAGUUUAUAGGUAUUUAUAUAGGUGUAUGAUAAUAUCUUAAAUUUCAGCAGCUUCUGAAUUUUAAUAAUCACGCGUCAGACGCCACGUUAUAUCAAGUAGUUAAUAUGAGUACUGUUUAAACAAAACCAUUCAAAAUUAAUAACUAAACGAUAUACGAUAUUGAAAACGAAGAUAAUAGUACACUUAAUAUUCUCCGACCAGGAAUUAUCAGAUUGUUGUGAACGAGGAGAAAAUGUAAGUAAGGGAAACGAUAGAAAAGAAAGAUAAUAUGAAGAAAGAAAAGAUAUGAAGUCUGUACAUAUGAGAAAUCAAUAAUUAAUGAAUUAUUACUAAAUAUUAAAAAAGAGUAACGCGAGACAAGAGAAAAUUUAUAGCGUAUCGUAUCCACAAGGCAUUCAAAAGCUAUAUAGAGCUUGUAUUCUUCAGUGUACAGUAUGAAAAGAAAUAAUUAAUUAUCAAAAAAAAAAAAAAAAAAAACUAAAGAAAUUCAAAGAAAAAUCAUCACACACGUAGCAAAUAGGAAUUUAUUUUUUAUGCCAAGUAAUAGGAGAGCUUGCGACGAUAGGUGAUAUGACAAAUAUUAGCGUGAUGCUCUAUCGCCGAGCGUCACAACGUAUCAACUUUGAAAGUGCGUGUAUGAAGAGGAAACUACGUAAUGAGUGAAUUAUUAUGUAGUUUUGUUGUGUACAAUGAAAAUUGCUGUAUAAGGUAACUCGUAUAUCGUUAAUGUCCACACGAUUUAACUUGCAAGAUUGGAUAUAAAUAAUAUACAUAUAUAUUAUAUAUAUAUAUAUAUAUAUACAUAUACAUACUUAACAAUUAUGCUGUAAGUGUAAGACGUACGUACUAUUUGAUUCAUAGAGUAGUUUUUUUUUUUUUUUUACAAAUUUAAAAUAUCAUUAUCUAGGGAUCGAAAAACAGAAUAUACGAUAAGUACUAUAUUCGGUGAAAAAUGCUGAAUAUAAAACGAAUGAGAACAUUUGAAAUAUAAAAAUGGAAACCGAAAUCUAUUAUGAGUAUAGCAACAUACACGUAAUAUCGUAGGUUAGUAAAAAAAAUGUAUUCAACCUAAAUUUAGACCAUUAAUUUAUUAUAAUGUAUUAUUAUAAGAUCUGUUUUUAUUAUCACAGUAUAAUUGAUAUCGUGCUGCAAACAUACAUAAAUAAAUAAUAAUAAUAAUAAUAAUCAUAAUCAUAACAACAAUAAUAAUAAUGAAAAUAAUAAUAGUAAUAAUAUUAAUAUUGAUAUUGAUAUUAUUAAUAAUAAUAAUAAUAAUAAUAAUCAUAAUGAUAUAAUAGUAAUGAUAUUUAAAUAAAUGAUAUUUGCUACUGUUGCUGGUUGCAGGGAAUAAUAUAUAACGAUAUUGUAUUCAUACAUAACAAGUAAUAUAAUUAUUUUAUAAUUAUCAUUACUUUUCAUUACCACUACCAAUACUAUAAUUAUUUUUAUUAUCGUUUUCAGUUAAUACCACCUCCAGCCGACUUCCGAGCGUUAUUGUAUCAAUAUUAUACAUUAUUGUUACCAUUGUCAUUAUUUGGAUUGUGUCAUUACUAUCACAAUUAGUGUUACAGAUAAAAUAUUUCAUGGCCUGGUGUUCUCAGCACCAGAUGAUAUUGAAUAUGAAAAUGUUAUGUAUCUGAAUACCCGUUAACGUAAGCGUCGUGCAGAGUGCGAUAGUAAUUGUUUGUCGAUUGAAAUGAAAAAAAAACGUGAGUCUGAAGAAAUUUGUAUAAAUAGUUGAAAUAUGUGUUUGGAUUCGCUAGAAACUCAGGCCAUGCUUUUGUGCACUAUAUUCUUGUACAGUUAUAUAAGAAAUUUUAUUCUGUCAAACCGGAAAUGUAGCAGUGGGCCAGAAUCAUGUAAGCGAUUACAACGGCUAGUAUUUCUCAAUAUUUACGGUAUCCAAAUGUUCCUAAUCGUUGCAAUUUUCUGAAUUGUAUAGCUAGAUAAAAAGCUGCGGUGCCCUGAUGAUUAUAACAAAAUGCAAAAAAAAAAAAAUAUGGGAAUAAAAAUACUCGUUGUUGGAAUCAUAACUAAUUUAGUGAAAAUAAAAUUUGCAAAAAUGAUCGAAGAGACGAAGACGAACAAAACAAGAACAAAAAAAAAAAAAAGAAAAUAGUGUUUUGCAAAGGCUGUUACUGCAAAGAACAAACUUGUGCGGGACCCAGGAUGAUGUUUCUAUGUAAUAUAGAUUAUAAACGAAUAAAGUGAGGUCGGAAAAUGAUCUAAUUAUGCUGUAGGAUAACUAAGUCAAAUGAUUUAAUUAACUAAUUAAUUUAUGAAUAUGAUAAAUAAUAAGAAAAUUCGAUAAUUAUUAUUGUAAAUAAUCCACGCUGAUUGCCCGCCUUUAUAAAAUAUAAACACUUACAAGAAAAAAUCGAAAGAAAAAAAAAUGAAAAGAUACAUACUGCGCCUCUCUUGCGCUGCAGUUUAAUAAAAACGGCAGCUAGAUGUUAAUAGAAAAAAAUUUAAAAUAAAUAAAAAUAACGCAACGCCGGGCUUUUAAUCCGCACUAUAAAUUUUUGUAAGCCUUUUCUGUUCUUUGUAUUUUCAAGUUAUUAAUCAAUUUCUAUAUACAUAAAUAUAUGUAUAUAUAAAUAAAAAUUUUGAGACCCCAUGUACGAACAAUAAGGAAUGUGUUGUUACGCUAUUAGUGACAAGAAAAAAGGAUGUGCCAUUUGUAUUUCAAUAAACCAUACAUUGAUAAAAUGACGGAGGAAAAUUAUAGCGGUGCGUUCCUUAAAAUACAAAGAACACAUCCAAUGUAUAAGUAUGUUAAAUAUGAGGUUCAAAAUGUGAAGUGUAUAUGUAUAUACAUUAUAAUUAUUAUUAUACGUAUAAGAAUUAUGUGAAGUUUAAGAUGAAGGUGAAAAAUUACGUUAUAUAAUAGCACUGUAUCACGUUAUCAGGAGAGACACAUUAUGCCAAUUGAAAUGACCCAUUGAAACCACAUUUGUAACGAACACGUCACUUACAUUCAGAAACACAAGAAAAUUGAGGAAACAAAAAAAAGAGAACACGACCGUAAUAAAAAGUACACAUGUGCAUAGCUUAACUGUGUUAUAAGUGUUGACAUGUUGCCACAAAGAAAUAAAAAAGGAAAUACUAAAAAAAAUGAAGAAAAAACCAAAAAAAAACCAUUGUAACUGACAUAGCAUAGCAACUACUAUAUUUACUGUGAGAUGUAAUAACCCAACUACUGAUAUGGUAGAGUUGUUCUGCACAAACAUGAUGCUUAAUAAUUAUAGUCUUUCAAAAGUA